Messenger RNA from Paramuricea clavata, 1044 nucleotides. NCBI's taxonomy places the organism in Eukaryota, Metazoa, Cnidaria, Anthozoa, Malacalcyonacea, Plexauridae. The record is from the annotation of a GenBank genome assembly.
AUGGCGACAGGUAGUGACCUGAUCAUGAUGGACCCCACCAACACUGAGAAAAUACCAUACAAUACGUGUACAACGUGGGAAAUUACCGGAAACCUGAGUUUUAACUCUUGGAGUGGAUCAGCAAUUAUAAACUGCUCUGGGAAUGGGUUAAAUUUUGAAGGCAAUUCUACAACGCUUGAGUUUCAAGGGUUGACGCUUCUUGACACCUUUUUGAGAGUCUAUGAUGCUUCAUUAACCAUUAACAAGUGUUCUUUUGGUUCCUUCAUACAAAAUGCGGCAUUUCUAUACCCAAUCCAUGUCUCGGUUAAUAACCCACUAGAAAACGUCAGAAUUUACAUCGCCAAUACAAAUUUCUUUGAUAAUAACACGGUUGGUGCUUUAAACGUCGUUAACCAUCAAAGCGCCAAAGUUUUUGUCGAAGUUCGGAACAUAACAGUCGCGAAUAGUUAUUUGGAAAAGGCAAAUUAUAUUAUCUUCUUUCAAGGAUAUGUUGACUUUAGUUUUAUGAAUUCUGAAAUUUCGAAUACGAAGUUCUCUGAAAAUAUAUCUAAUCCAUCGUUGAUUUACUUUUAUGGAUGCCCCGUCGCCAACAAACGUGAAGAUGGCACAAGUAACAGCAGAUUAAGUAGAAAGCUCUCACAACAUGGAAGACUUGGUGAUAAAGGACAGGGGUCAUCAGUAUUCGAGGAGGAUCCAACCACCAUAUCAUUUUCCAUCAAAGGACUGAACUUUUCCUGUAAUCACGCCGGAAUCGUUGAAACAUUAUUCUGCACCAGAGGCAAUGUAAGUAUUACUAAUACUACAGCAUUACAUAAUACGAACAGAUGGACUCUAGGUGGCUGUGUUGUGAUAGAUACAAGGUACAACAUAGGAAGACUCGAUGUUCUUUUGGAAAAUAGUUCGUUUGUCUCCAACACAAACGAAGGCACAGGACCUAUGGUAUCUGUCGUAUCUCUAAAUAUAACCUUUUUGUUACAAAUUGCACGUUCUCUCACAACCAGGGUGGGGCAAUCUAUGUCUCAACAUCGCGAGGUAGUAAGGUAA